This is a messenger RNA of Ailuropoda melanoleuca (giant panda), 1283 nucleotides long. RefSeq names its product ripply transcriptional repressor 1 (gene RIPPLY1). The record is from RefSeq and is a predicted model, not a curated record. The coding region runs from base 46 to 600 and encodes 184 amino acids. NCBI's taxonomy places the organism in Eukaryota, Metazoa, Chordata, Mammalia, Carnivora, Ursidae. Gene Ontology annotation, biological process: embryonic pattern specification; negative regulation of transcription by RNA polymerase II. The transcript has 4 exons. Gene Ontology annotation, cellular component: nucleus.
AGAAAUGAGAGCCCCUACGGCCUGCCUGGCCUCGACCCCCUAAGGAUGGACCCUUCUGUUCCCACUGCUGCUUCCCCUGUCCCAGCGCUGGCCCUAGCUCCAGCCUCUGUGCAGCCCCUCCGGGUGCUCCCUGGCUUAGUAAGUCCAUCGCCACUUGUCUCCUCUGGACAACAAGGAGGUGGCAGAGAAAGAGGAGCUUGUCUUUGGAGGCCCUGGCUGUCCUCUACAAGUGACCCGCCGAGGCAGGUGAAGAGACUGGUAGAUUCGGCUACUGGUGGGCCAACAGGUGCCGAAGUCACGAAGCCUGACUCCGAGUUCCAUCACCCUGUCAGGCUCUUCUGGCCCAAAUCCUGCUCCUUUGACUACCUGUACAGCGAUGGGGAGAUUUUACUGCAGAACUUCCCUGUCCAGGCAACCAUCAACCUGUAUGAGGACUCAGACAGCGAAGAGGAGGAGGAGGAAGAAGAAAAGGACAAAGAAGAGGAGAAGAAAGAGAAGACAGAUGGAAGGAGGCCAGAAGAGUGUGUGAGGGUCCCAGGGUCAGCGCCACACAGGGCCACAGCUCAUUUUCCUUCCGCGCUCCUGACAUGCCCAAACUGAACCGGUCAGAGUCUGACUGGGGUUCAGUGUGACUGGCAAAGCUCUAGAGCGUCACUGAGCCAGGAAUCGCCCGAUCGAGCUCUCUGGAUUGCAAGUUGGGUCCUUGAGGCACCAGCUCACUGUGGCUAUACUCAGCUGGCCUGUGAGCACAGGCCUCUGGCAUCUCAUUGUCUGGGUUGCUGUGGUGUAGACAGUGAGAGGGUCCGAGGAGCUCUAGGGGAAGACUUGCUUUCUGAAGCCCCCCAGAAGCAGAUCAAGACAGAGCAGAGGGGACCAGCUACUAUUUGGGGGUCUGUGUCUCCCCAGCAUUCCAGCUGGCCCCAGAGUCCCAUCUCCCCACAGAAAGCCUGACUUCUCGCUUCACCUCCCGGGACACCAACAUCGGAUCCAAGCAAAGUGGCGGCACCUCUCUGAGGAGCCUUGCAGGAGAGGAAGGGGUCAUCUAGGAAAUCGGAUUGCUUUGGGGACCUCCCUCCAUUUUGCCUGCUAUCCACUGGGGUCUGUGUGUUGGUAUGAAAUGAAGCAGGAGAAAAAUAAAUGAGAUGGUGUAUGCCCUUUUCCUGGAACUGCGCUGAUUUCUUAUCUGAACUCUGCCCAUGUUGUGAAGCCACAGGCAGAGGGUCAGAGACCAGCCCAAGGCCAAUUCAUCGCCCUACCCGAGGUCAGUUGACAGAGACUACUCC